AAUGUCAGAUUUUUUUUUUUAAUGAAAAAUUGGCAGAUCUAUAAUUUUGGGUUUGAGCUUUGAACCCAUUUGUUGUCUGUGGGCGGUGGCGGUUCCAGCUGUUCUUGCAGUGAGAGUGGCACGCACGUGCCGGCCGAAGGACGGAUUGGCAGAGGCAUUGCGUAUUGGGAGGUUACUAACUUAUAGAAUGAAAAAGGAGAUCCAGAGCAGAAACCAUACCAAAGAAGAAAUCUCCGGCGAUGGGGUUGGUACAAAGUUCAGAAUUAGAAUGAGAGGUGGCGGUGAUGAGGUGGCCGUGAAUUGCUUUAAGUCGAAGCUGCGCCGUCGCUGAAUCCAUGGAAAAGCAAAGUUGAAUUCUCUCCGACGAUUUAGAAAAUGGGAUGGCACAGAUGCCAAGGAAAUGGUUUUAGAUUUGGAUUGGGCGGGUGUUGUACCGUUGUUAUUGGAACUUGGAACCCCAAAUCAUCAACGAAAUUGUCUUUUGACAGUUUUAUCCUUCGAUUUGCUAUGAUUUUAGUUAAAUAUUCUUAUUAUAUUCUAAUAAAAAUUAUUUUAUGUU
This is a messenger RNA of Rubroshorea leprosula, 559 nucleotides long. The record is from the annotation of a GenBank genome assembly. Lineage: Eukaryota; Viridiplantae; Streptophyta; Magnoliopsida; Malvales; Dipterocarpaceae.